AUGGUUCAUGUCUAUAUUUUGCCAUUGUGUUUGGCCAUUUCUAGUACUUUCUCAUACAUCAUGGAUAUCUUUGCUUUUAUAUUUGUUCUCGGCAUAGUUUCCUUGGUGAUUUCUUCCGCAAAUGCCAAUGGAAAUGCCAGCACCUUUAAUGUCUUAAACUAUGGAGCUAUUGGGGAUGGCAAAAAAGAAGAUUCUCCAGCAUUUCUCGAGGCAUGGAAUGCUGCAUGUAGCACGGUAAAAGGAACUCCUAAAGUGAUCGUUCCUGAAAAGAGAACAUUUUUGUUAAAUCCAGUCGUGUUUAGUGGUCCAUGCAAGGCCAAGAAAAUCGAUUUUAUGAUUUCCAGGAAAAUUGUGGCGCCAUCCUCGCCUAAUGCGUGGAAGGGGCGUGAUGCGAGUCAAUGGCUAGCAUUCAGUGGCGUAAGUGGCCUCAAUGUCUAUGGUUCGGGCACGAUUGAUGGACAGGGCAAAGGUUGGUGGGAUCAAUCUUGCAGAUAUCAUCCUGAACUGCAAGGAUGCACUAAACUGGCACCAACUGCCUUAAAGUUUCUUUCAGGCAAUGACAUCAGUCUCAGCAAUGCUGAUUUUACUAACAGCCCACAAACCCAUUCCAAAAUAGGCAGUGGUGAUGAUUGUAUUUCUAUUGGAGAUUACAUUUCUAACCUAUACAUAACCAAUAUUGAAUGUGGCCCUGGUCAUGGAGUGAGCAUUGGAAGCUUAGGUUUGGGAGGCAAUUUUGUACAGGUAGAGAACAUUCAUGUGAGCAAUCUCUCCUUGAACGGAACUACCAACGGAGCUCGGAUCAAGACAUAUCAGGUUGGAAAAGGAUACGUUCGAAAUGUCACAUUUGAGGACAAUAAAUUUGAUUCCGUUGAUAACCCAAUAAUCAUCGAUCAGAAUUAUUGCGGAGUCAGGGGUACAUGCAAAGAAUUGCCAACCGGAGUUCACAUAAGCGACGUGACCUACAAGGGCUUAUAUGGAACAUCGAGCACCGAAGUAGCUAUCAAUCUCAACUGCAGUCGAUGGGUGGAGUGCACCGGAAUAUCGUUGCAGUCCAUAAAACUUACCUCUGCCAAAGAUGGAAAGCAAGCCACUGCUAAUUGUGUUAAUGCCCAUGGCAAAGAAACAAGAGUGCUACCGGGCCCUUGUAUCGGAAACUGA
Messenger RNA from Cornus florida, 1158 nucleotides. RefSeq names its product probable polygalacturonase At3g15720. Gene Ontology annotation, biological process: carbohydrate metabolic process. The transcript has 12 exons. Gene Ontology annotation, molecular function: polygalacturonase activity. The record is from RefSeq and is a predicted model, not a curated record. Bases 1 to 1158 code for a protein of 385 amino acids. Lineage: Eukaryota; Viridiplantae; Streptophyta; Magnoliopsida; Cornales; Cornaceae.